Molecule: messenger RNA, 1117 nt
Organism: Tribolium madens (black flour beetle)
Lineage: Eukaryota; Metazoa; Arthropoda; Insecta; Coleoptera; Tenebrionidae
Product: leucine-rich repeat extensin-like protein 1
Exons: 3
Coding region: 489-1037 (182 amino acids)
Source: RefSeq, a predicted model, not a curated record
AUGAUUUACUUACCUAUGAGAAAAGAAUGAUAAACCAGAAACAACAAUUUACUACAAUGAAGCUUAUCCACACUUUCAAAAUUGGGACAGAGACCCAAAUCCACAAGCACCAUAAAAUAAAAAAGAUUUGAAUUAACACGAGACAUAACAGAAACGACCUUAUCAUUGUGAAUAUACGUACACCUAAAAGCUCCUACAUUUAUUUUUUAAAUUUAUGCAUUCUCGUAUCAAGCAGAUGACUGUGUGUGCUUUUUUAAUAAACAUAAAAUUUAAGAUGGUUUGAUAAGUUUAUUAACCCUAAGGUUUUUGACGUCUGAUAGAGUGGUGUUUUGAUUUUGCACACGUACGAAUACCAGCAAGAAAAAAAUAGUUAGAAACCUGACAGAAAGCGCAACAUAUCCGUAUUACAACUACAAAUAAACACUAAAGAAUAAACAAAAACUGAUAUAAAAGAAGUGGAGAUAUGAAUCUUGAAACAUUCUAUCAAGAUGGCAAAAUACGUAUUACCUCUUGUAUUUCUACAACUUAUCUUAAUCAAAGAUAUUAUUUGUUGCAGCUGUGGCUGUGACAAGCCUGAUAAUUCUCCUAGUGAUUUUAGCUCAGAUUUUGCUCCUCCACUUUCUCCACUUCCUGCUCUUCCUAGUUAUGACCCAGCUCCCUCCAAAUUGUAUAAUGAAGAUUAUAUUCCCUCUGUAAGAAUCCAGAAACCGAUAUGUUAUUCUCCUCCCUCUCCACCUCCACCACCACCACCACGAAUUCCACCUCCAUCUGUUUGUAAGGAACUGGGAAUUUUAUCGCCUUCAUUCUUUGCACCUCCGACUUCUUCAUGUCAUUAUAACAGAGGUUCUUUAUUGCCUAUAUUAAGGAGGAAAGUUAGACCACCACCUUGUCUACCAAAACCAAGCUGUAUAAGCCAAAAAUUGGCGUCACUAUUGAAUAUGCAAAACUGUGGAGGCCUAGGUUUGGGAUCGAGCUUGGGAUUUAAUCUGACACCUUUGUCAGCUGUGCGAAAUUAUGGAUGCGGCUGCAGGCGCUGAUAAAUUAAUUUUUGUGUAAACAUUGUCAAAUCAUUUAUAAAAAUUAAAGUGAAAUAAAGAUAAAUACUUUUGGUAUUAAA